GGCGCCGGCCGCUCACGGGCUGGGGAAGAAAGUCAGGCGGGGCUAGGGAAACCGACGCUGCCCAAUCAGAACGAGGCACUAGCGCCAGCGACGCUACCCAAUCAGAAGCAGCCAUCGGCUUCGGCUUUCCUCGCCCCGCCCUUUCCCUCUCCUCGGCUCCUCCACGCCCUCUCCCGCCCGCUGGGCGCCGCCGCGAGCUCGCCGGGUCACCGAGUAAGCCUCCAGCGGGGUAGAGACAACACCCAAUAGGAAGUUCCUUCUCUAGACUUGAGUAAAAAAUUGUCAGUCAUUUUGGUGAUACCGGGUUGGAUGCCUAAAACUGCAAAGGAAAAAGACCAGGAGAACUUUCAGGAAAAACUAUAUCCAGCAAUUCAGAUAUGGCAGAAGUGAAGUCCAUGUUCCGGGAAGUUCUUCCAAAACAAGGGCAGUUGUCUGUGGAAGAUAUAACCACAAUGGUGCUGUGUAAACCCAAACUUUUACCCUUAAAAUCUCUGACUAUGGAAAAACUGGAGAAAAUGCAGCAAGCAGCACAAGAAACAAUUCGCCAACAAGAAAUGGCAGAAAAGGACCAAAAGCAAAUGACUCACUGAAUAACUUAGCACUUUCUAGCUAUUAACAGUAGCUAGAAAAUAAUCCACCUGUAUGCUGAAAGUAGUAUGUGUUAAUAAAACUGAUAUUCAUAUAGGUAAUAUAAAAUACCCAAGACUAAUGAAACUUGUAUGGUUUGUAAUGAAUAUAAGCCAUUAACAAAACUAA
This is a messenger RNA of Eptesicus fuscus (big brown bat), 756 nucleotides long. RefSeq names its product BBSome interacting protein 1 (gene BBIP1). The transcript has 4 exons. NCBI's taxonomy places the organism in Eukaryota, Metazoa, Chordata, Mammalia, Chiroptera, Vespertilionidae. The record is from RefSeq and is a predicted model, not a curated record. Gene Ontology annotation, biological process: receptor localization to non-motile cilium; cilium assembly. Gene Ontology annotation, cellular component: BBSome. Bases 378 to 590 code for a protein of 70 amino acids.